This is a messenger RNA of Phyllostomus hastatus (greater spear-nosed bat), 5610 nucleotides long. It is a transcript of the gene CEP135, whose product is annotated as centrosomal protein 135. Bases 685 to 4104 code for a protein of 1139 amino acids. The transcript has 27 exons. The record is from RefSeq and is a predicted model, not a curated record. NCBI's taxonomy places the organism in Eukaryota, Metazoa, Chordata, Mammalia, Chiroptera, Phyllostomidae.
GACCCAGAGGCGGGCGCCACCUCUGACAUCCUCUGAGUUUCUGGGUCUGCUGGCCGCCUGGGGGCGCCGUGGCCUCGCACCGCCCCAGCCGACCCGUUUCCGGGACAUGGGCCCAGCUCCGCCAUCGCCGCCGCCGCCGUCGCCGCCGCCGAGCGCGCUCUUGCCGCGCGCUUCCCGGUGUACCGCUCCCGUUACCGAGGCAACGGCGGCGCCUCCUGCGCACCAGCCGGGAUCCUCUCUCGGCGCCAUUUUCAAACUGUCCUAGCGCUGGAGCCAGUGUUUGGGGCGGAAACAGCCAAGGAAGAAGGCAGGCUCGAGGGCGAUGCUACAGCAGGCGGAGGGGGCGGCGGCCGGAGCUGCGGGAUGUGAGGAAGUAUUAUUUCUGAAUAACCAAAGUUGGUCCCAGACAAAGAGAGAUGUUUGAGUGGUGAAGGCCUGCUAGUUCUCGGUUUGACAGGUGUAAUUCUGACAUCUCCGGGAGUUUCUCUCUAACACCGUGCAUCAGUCAGCCUCCUUUUGUGGAAGGAACCUAGAAAGUCCAAAGGGACACCACUCAGAAGAAGAGCUUAGGGAGAGUGGAAAAAGACAGAUUGACAGAUUGGUAGAAUGGAGUAAUCAAGGACAGGUACACGUGAUUGGGACUUUAAUUUUUGGAAGCGAAUAAAACUGGUUUUGGAAGACAAGAUGACUACAGCUGCAGAAAGAAAGUAUAUUAAUAUUAGAAAAAGACUGGAUCAGCUGGGAUACCGCCAGACUCUGACAGUGGAGUGUUUACCUUUGGUAGAAAAACUUUUCAGUGACCUAGUUCAUACAACAGAAAGUCUUCGGAAAUCAAAAUUAUCUGCUGUGAAAGCUGAAAAGGAAAGUGCCAAUUUUGAUUUUCUCUUGGAACCUUAUAAACUUGAAAAUACAAGAUUGAGCAGGGAAAAUAAUGAAUUAUACCUGGAAUUAAUGAAACUGAGAGAACAAUCAGCCCAGGACAUUAAAGAGUUGAAAACCACAUUGAAGAAGUGUGCACGUGAAACAGCUGAUCUGAAAUUUCUAAAUAACCAAUAUGUUCACAAACUCAAACUUGUGGAGAAAGAGAGUAAAGCUAAGAAUGAAAAAAUUCAACAACUUCAAGAGAAGAAUUUGCAUGCUGUUGUACAAACUCCAGGUGGCAAGAAAAGAAAUAUUGCUUUCAGGCGCCAGCGUAUGCAAAUCGACGAACCAGUCCCUCCUUCUGAAGUCACUUCCUAUCCAGUUCCUCAGCCAGAUGACCCUUACAUUGCAGACCUCCUACAAGUGGCUGAUAAUAGAAUUCAAGAGCUUCAACAGGAAGUCCAUCAGUUACAAGAAAAACUAGCAGUGAUGGAAAGUGGACUGAGAGAUUACAACAAGCAGAUUGAGCUGAGAGAAAGGGAGAUAGAACGGCUGUCCAUCGCACUGGACGGCGGCCGCUCCUCGGACAUCCUCUCUCUGGAGAGCAGAAACAAAUCCAACGAAAAGCUCAUCGCACAUUUAAAUAUUCAGGUUGACUUUCUUCAGCAAGCUAAUAAAGACCUGGAGAAGCAUAUACAAGAGCUUAUGGAAACCAAGGAAACAGUGACCACUGAAGUAGUUAAUUUAAGUAACAAAAAUGAAAAACUCUGCCAAGAACUAACUGAAAUAGACCAUUUAGCACAGCAGUUGGAAAGACAUAAAGAAGAAGUGCUUGAGACUGCCGAUAAAGAACUUGGGGAAGCAAAGAAAGAGAUUAAAAGAAAUCUUUCUGAGAUGCGGAAUCUUGAAGAAACAAUGGCAAAACUUCAACUGGAAUUAAGCUUAUGCCGUAAAGAGAAAGAGAGACUGAGUGAUGAACUCCUUAUAAAAUCAGACCUGGAAACUGUUAUUCAUCAGCUUGAACAAGAAAAGCAAAGACUUAGCAAAAAAAUUGAAAGUUUUGGAGUUACAGAAAGAGAACUUACUUUGGAAGUUGAGAGGAUGAGGCUGGAGCAUGGGAUAAAACGUCGAGACAAGUCACCUUCUCGUUUAGAUGCAUUUCUGAAAAGUAUAGAAGAAGAACGAGAUUUUUAUAAAAAAGAGCUCGAAAGACUCCAGCAUAUAAUACAGCGAAGAUCUUGCUCUACAAAUUGUUCUGUACGUGAAAAAAUUCCAACAUCUAAAAUGCUAGAAAAGGGUGAUUACAAUUGUGAAAUUCAUCUGAUCGCAAGAGAAAGAGAUGAACUUCAGCAUAUGCUGGAAAGAUUUGAAAAACAUAUGGAGGAUAUACAGUCCAAUGUUAAAUUAUUGACAGCAGAAAGAGAUAAACUGAGUGUUUUAUAUAAUGAAGCUCGGGAAGAAUUAUCUUUACUACGACAAGAAUCCUCCCAAAGCACAGUCUCCCAUAAUAUUGUUAGUCUUAUGGAAAAGGAAAAAGAAGUUGCAAUAUCUGACUUAAGAAGGAUUUUGGCAGAAAACGAAGCUUUAAAAGACAAGCUAAAAACUCUCCAGGAAAUGAAUCUUUUUGGAAAAUCAGAAUUCGAGAAAACUAUUGAACAUUUAACAUAUGUUAAUCACCAGCUUGAAAACGAGAACUGUGAAUUAAAGUCUAAAAUGUUAGUAAUGAAAGAAUCGAUGGAGUCAUUAGAGAACAAAGCAAAGCUCCAAGCUCAGAAACUCAGCCAUGUGGCCGGUGACUCAUCUCUUCAGAAGACAGAGAUGAACUCACUUAGGAUAGUAAAUGAGCAGCUACAGCAGUCACUUGAUGAUUAUCAGCACCGACUUUCCAUAAAAACAAGUGAACUUGAAUCAGCCCAAGCACAAAUAAAAAUACUGGAGGAAAAUAUAGGUAAACUACACCUUAAAAUGACUUCACAGGAUCAAGAGGCUCAUGUAAUGAAAAAGACCAUUGGUGUUAUUGAUAAAGAAAAAGACUUUCUUCAGGAAGCUGUAGAUGAGAAGACAGAACAGAUUGCAAACUUGCAGGAAAACCUUGCUAAUAAAGAAAAAGCUAUUGCUCAGAUGAAGAUAACGUUCUCUGAGUAUGAAUCUUCUCUGAACCAGCUGAAGGAAACACUGACAAAUCGGGACCGUGAGAUAGCCAGCCUCCGGCGCCAGCUUGAUGCAACUAACAAAGAACUUGAAGAAGUAGGAAGAGCUAAAGAAAUAUCUUUUAAGGAAAAUAGAAGAUUACAGGAUGAUCUGGCUACAAUGGCAAGAGAAAACCAGGAAAUCUCAUUGGAAUUGGAAGCAGCAGUGCAGGAAAAAGAAGAAAUGAAGAGUAGAGUUCAUAAUUACAUAACUGAGGUGUCACGAUGGGAGAGCCUAAUGUCCGCUAAGGAAAAAGAAAAUCAAGAUUUGUUAGACAGAUUUCAGAUGCUUCAUAACCGUGCUGAAGACUGGGAGGUCAAAGCCCAUCAAGCUGAGGGAGAAAGCAGCUCCGUUCGACUAGAACUUCUUUCUAUCGACACCGAGAGGAGGCACCUUCGUGAAAGAGUGGAACUAUUAGAAAAAGAAAUCCAGGAGCACAUAAAUGCACAUCAUGCUUAUGAAGCUCAGAUCUCGUCAAUGACAAAAGCCAUAUCUAGAUUGGAAGAAGAGCUGAGACAGCAAGAGGAUGAGAAAGCAGCAGUAUUCAGUGAUCUGUCAUCUCUCAGAGAACUCUGUAUUAAGCUUGAUUCGGGCAAAGACAUUCUGACCCAGCAAUUGAAUGCUAAAAACCUUGAAUUAGAGAGGGUUGUGGUGGAAUUAGAAAAUAUAAAAUCAGAAUCAGAGCUGUUAAAAAAACAACUGUCGAGUGAGAGACAUACAAUUAAAAACCUUGAAUCAUUGUUGGCUACAAAUAGGGAUAAAGAAUUUCAUUCUCACUUAAACUCCCAUGAGAAGGAUACAGAAAUUCAGCUACUUAAAGAGAAGUUAACCCUUUCAGAAAGCAAAUUAACUAGUCAGAGCCGGGAGAACACCAUGCUUCGGGCUACAGUGGUACAGUUACAAACCGAUCACGACACCCUGAAAAGGCAGAUUGCAACAGAAAGAUACGAACGAGAACGAGCAAUCCAAGAGAUGCGUCGACAUGGUCUUCCCACGCCACCUCUUAGUUCUACUCUGAAGUCUCCUUUACAUUCUCCUGAACACAUGAACUGACAAUUAUCAGAAAGAAUGACGACUUUCAAUGAGUGGCUGUAUGGACUUGUGAGAGGACAGAACAGUAAUGAUGUGUUUGAAGUUCCUGAAAAUCAUGAACAUUGAUACAAAUUCUACCUCUGUCAACUUUUAUUUAAAUCAGUGAAUAUUUAUGUUAAAAAUUGGUGUAAAAGAGCUAUACCUAUGUAUAUUUUCAUACAUAUGACAGAACAAAAUAUAUAUUAAUAGUGCUUACUGAUGUUAUAUCUGUAUUUUUAUUAUUCCUGACUUAAAUUACUCCUCAAAGUGUGUUUAUACUGUGAAAUAAUAUAAUGUAUUGUUCACAUUAUGCUUAAUAAUCUUUUUAUGAGCCAUGAUAUUUGUAUAUAAAUAGUCUUAUAGUACUUGUUUUAACAUGUUAUUAGUUUUCAUAUGUUUAUAAGCCAUAACUUCAACACAUGCCCAAAGGAUUAUCAACUUUGAUGUCAUGCAGUCACGCUUAGCUUUUUUGUUCUGAAUGUAAAAUUACUUGCCAAUUUGCUGUCUAUCAUUGAGGGGAAUAUAUUCAGGUCUGUUCUUACAAUAGCAGAGGUCUUGAAAGAUAACGAUUACUAUAUAUAAUUUGUUACUGCCAACUAGAAGAACUGCAAUGGACACAUUCAUAUAUUAAACACAACAUAAUUUUCGCCGUCAUGUGGACUCUUCACAAAAUACAAAUGUUAUCAAAAUCAAACUAAAGCUGCAUUCAAAACUUCGUAAAACCAUAGAACAGAAAUUUGGGACUUUUUUCAGUAAAUAAAAUUCUUCACUUGUAUUAAUCUAAAAUUUCAUAAUAUAAAGUAUUUGGGGUGAAUAUAGUAAAAUAUUUUUCUAAAAUUCCAAAUACAUUUAAUAACAUUAGAUUUUUGUUUCUAAACUGAUAUGUUGUAAUUUAAUCAGCCUUCCAGAAUGGUAUGUAAGCACUGAACUAUGGCAUAUUAAUUAGAAAACAGCUUUUUACAAUUAAAUUUUAAAGUUUUAAUUUUAAAGAAUAUAGAUAUAUGCAUAUAUUAAUAAAAUAACAGUAGUAUAAAAUAGAAAAUUGGAUACAAAAACUAAUCGUGUUUGAACUAUAUACAUUUGAAGAAAAUCCUAUUCUCUAAUAAAUUUCAUUAUGAUUGAAAAAAAAACUUUUAACAUAGGAAGUGGAAGGUCAAUUAUUUAUGAUACCUUCUGUUUCCUCUUGUGGUUUAAUAAAGGGGAGGUUGUGUGUGUGCAUUUGUGUGUACCUGGAGGUAGGUGGUGCUCCUUCUCCAAAACUACUGUGCCUUCUCUGUCUGAGUUACACCCUUUGCAGUAAUUCAGUCUGUAUUGAGUGUGAUGUGCCUUACUUUGCCACCAUCUUUGUGAUUUUAUGUAUUCCAUGUCCUUUGUGUGAAUCCAUGUAUUAUAGCAACAUACAAGAAAAAUGGACUAUUUGCAAUGUCUAAUGGAAAAUCUCUUAAUAAAUAAAUAUAUGUGAAUAAAAUAAAAAUAUUUUCCAACUUG